CUCUAAAAACCUCACUUUUUUUCCAUAUAUAUUCCCCUCUUUCGUCUUCUGCCUCUUCCACAACAAACCUCUCCGCCAAAUUUCCUCUCCGAUCAUGUCCGUUACCAGCCAACUCUCCUGCAAGCCAAAUAAGAUCUUCAACAAAUCACUUCACCGGCGGAAAGAUUCCGGCGAGCUCGACGUCUUCGAAGCCGCCCGCUACUUCUCCGGCUACAAUGAGCUCCAUUACAACGCCGCCGCCGCCGCCAGCUACGACACUUCCUUAUUUUCUCAGAAGAUCUUCAGAGAGGAUGACGGCGGCUGGAGAGGCGGCAGAAUGAGCCUCGACUUACCGAUAAGAACCAACAUAGUCCCUCUCCCGCAGCCGGAAAAACAAACAACCAAAGACCAAAAAAAACACCGGCAACAACCCAGCUCCCCCGGCGGCCGCCUCGCCAAUUUCCUCAAUUCCCUCUUCAACCAAUCAGCUUCGAAAAAGAAAAAAAAACCCAAAAACCUCAUAAAAUCCGAAGAUCUCCACGAAAAUGGGGCAAGAAAGAGAAGAAGCAGCUUAAGUACGUUGAUUGAUUCAAAAUCAUCCUCAAUUUAUUCAUCUUCCAACAUUUCUGGAUUCAGAACUCCACCAGCUCCCAAUUGUACUGUACAAACACCCAACAAAAACUACAAGGAAAUCAGAAGCCUUUUGGAUCAAAAACGAACAUCCUCCAAGAAUCUCGGAAGUGGAUAUCAUAAACAAAAUCAAUACGACAUCAGAAAAAUGAACGGCGUCGAUGAAGGAGCUGAAAGUGAUUCAAGCUCUGAUCUUUUUGAGCUAAGGAUCUGUGAUUCAGAUUGCGGCCUGCCAGUCUACGAAUCCACAAACAUUCAGACCAUUAACAGACCAGAUUUCAUCCAAUCUUAUCCAUCUAUG
This is a messenger RNA of Cucurbita pepo subsp. pepo (vegetable marrow), 910 nucleotides long. Its product is annotated as protein BIG GRAIN 1-like E. NCBI's taxonomy places the organism in Eukaryota, Viridiplantae, Streptophyta, Magnoliopsida, Cucurbitales, Cucurbitaceae. Gene Ontology annotation, biological process: auxin-activated signaling pathway. The record is from RefSeq and is a predicted model, not a curated record.